GCCAAAGCGGCUGGUAGCUAAAGCAAACAAGCCGAGAUCGACGCGCACACGCCGCGGACGCGCCCAUGGCCAGACCGGCGUGGAGCGCGCUGUUCGGCUGCUUCAGCUCGCACGCGGCGGCCGCCGCCGCCGCCGCCGGCAGCACCAAGAAGAAGAACAACAACAAGAAGAAGAAGACGAAGACGAAGGUUGCGGCGUCGUCGGGGGGCGGCAGCGGCAGCGGGAAGAAGAGCGGCGGGCGUUCGCUGCACAGACGGAUGUCGUUCUCGGACCUGAGCCUGGGCGGGAUGGUGUCGCCGGAGGAUCUGUCGAUAUCGCUGGCGGGCUCCAACCUGCACGUCUUCACCAUCGCGGAGCUCCGGGCCGUGACCAGGGACUUCUCCAUGACCAACUUCAUCGGCGAAGGGGGGUUCGGCCCAGUCUACAAGGGCUACGUCGACGAGAAGGUCAAGCCCGGCCUCCGCGCGCAGCCCGUCGCCGUCAAGCUGCUCGACCUCGAGGGCAACCAGGGACACAACGAAUGGCUGACCGAAGUCAUCUUCCUGGGGCAAUUGAGAAAUCCUCACCUCGUUAAACUGAUCGGUUACUGCUACGAGGAUGAGCACAGGCUUCUCGUCUACGAGUUCAUGACCAGAGGCAGCCUGGAGAAACAUCUCUUCAAAAAAUACGCGGCGUCGUUGCCAUGGUCAACACGUCUGAAGAUCGCCAUCGGUGCCGCCAAAGGGUUGGCGUUUCUCCAUGAAGCCGAGAACCCAGUCAUCUACCGGGACUUCAAGACCUCCAACAUCUUGCUAGACUCGGAUUACAAAGCGAAGCUAUCGGAUUUCGGGCUAGCGAAAGACGGGCCAGAAGAAGACGAGACGCACGUGUCAACACGCGUGAUGGGCACGCAGGGCUACGCUGCGCCGGAGUACAUCAUGACAGGGCACCUGACGGCGAAGAGCGACGUGUACGGGUUCGGCGUGGUGCUGCUGGAGCUGCUGACGGGGCGCAAGUCGGUGGACAAGAGCCGGCCGCCGCGGGAGCAGAACCUGGUGGACUGGGCCAGGCCCUACCUCAACGACCCGCGCCGGCUGGACCGCGUCAUGGACCCGAACCUGGCAGGCCAGUACGCCGGCAGGGCGGCCCAGAAGGCCGCCGCGGUGGCCUACCGCUGCGUGAGCCUCAACCCCAAGUCCCGCCCCCACAUGUCCGCCGUCGUCGAGGCCCUUGAGCCGCUCCUCGCGCUCGAGGACGACGGCCUUGUGGGUCCGUUCGUGUACGUCGCGCCGCCCGACAAUGGCACCGGGGGCAGGGAGGAAGGCCGGCGCAGGAGGCGGUCAGGGGCCGAGAGGAGAAGGUCUCAAGAUGCCGCGGCCGUAGCUGUUGUCGUGGAGCGCGAGUGAUGGGAUUAGCAUAUGCUGGGUUCACUGAUCUGUUUGGUUGCCGUUCUGGAUGGAUUCAAGCAGAGCGAUCCAUUGUGCUCCGUGUUUGGUUUUCCGGCGGCAGCGAGCGAAGUGGCCGUGAGGUGAAUGUACAGUUCAAUUUUCAGGCUCAUUCCGCUCAGCGAAAUCGGAGGAAUCUUGCGACUGCUGCCGGCUCCGCUCCGCUCGGCGACCAAACGUAUCUAUGGUGUGGUGUGUUUGGUUUAGUGCCUAGAAAAAAAUGGGUUGGCCCAACCAGAUUUUAGGAACGUUAAAAAGACGGGGCCAACCGAGGUUUGGUCAGGAAAUUGCUUCAGUAAAACAAAGGUCUUCUUCCCCGCGA
Molecule: messenger RNA, 1746 nt
Organism: Brachypodium distachyon (stiff brome)
Lineage: Eukaryota; Viridiplantae; Streptophyta; Magnoliopsida; Poales; Poaceae
Product: serine/threonine-protein kinase RIPK
Exons: 5
Coding region: 66-1385 (439 amino acids)
Biological process (GO): protein phosphorylation
Molecular function (GO): protein kinase activity; ATP binding
Source: RefSeq, a predicted model, not a curated record